Molecule: messenger RNA, 1285 nt
Organism: Styela clava
Lineage: Eukaryota; Metazoa; Chordata; Ascidiacea; Stolidobranchia; Styelidae
Source: RefSeq, a predicted model, not a curated record
GUGAGAUAAUUUGUUAACGCGAUAAUUCUCGGGAUUUCAAUACCCUCUUUAUCGCUAGUAGAACGAUAAGGUUGUAUGGUUUCAGCGUUCAGUGAUCAGUUAGACUUGGAACAGUAUUGAAUUUUAUUAGUACUCAUCAAGACCGUUUUCAUUGAAAUAUAUUUCUUCUAUGACAAAAACAGAACUUAUUUUUAUCAUACUGUACGUCGUGACUGGAAAUGUUUCUGAAGAGAAGAUUUAUCAAGCGAAGGCUUUUAUACUUGGUCAUUAUAUCUGUAUUCAUGAUGCUGAUGUUCAUGAACAAUGGUCAUCGUUUUACUUCGGCAAGAAUGGGAAAUCUUCCAAGAUCAGGAAAGCAUUUUUCUUCUGCAAACAUUCAAUCUUUAGUCAUAAAGAAAAACUAUGACGAUCGAUACUUAAUUUUUAAUCGAGUACCAAAAUGUGGCAGUAUGUCGUUGACAAGUGCUAGUUACAGCUUGGGAGCGCAAAAUGGUUUCAAGGUUGCAAGUCCGUAUGAAGAUGGAGAAAAACCAAACAAGUCUGGUGAAGAACAAAUGGAAUUUAUUAAAUAUCUGCAUUCACAAACACAUCCGUUCAUGUAUAUUCGACAUCAAUAUUUCAUUGAUUUUGAAAACUUUGGCGAGAAACAGCCAAUUUACAUCAACAUGAUUCGUGAUCCAAUUGCCAGAUUUGAAUCAUUUUAUUAUUUCUCACGAUUCGGCAAUCAACGUGGUGGGGGUGGUGCUAAACUUGGUGAUCAAAAAACUCAAGAGACAAUUGACGAAUGUGUACAAAAGAGACGACAAGAAUGCACAAAGCCGUAUUGGCAAGUUGUACCUUAUUUCUGUGGACAGGAACCAGGAUGCAUGAGUAGAUCGCGCUGGGCACUGGAUAGAGCCAAAGAAAAUAUUAAAAAUCAUUACGUAUUUGUUGGGACCUUAGAGGAUCUUGAUGACAGCUUAAAAAUACUUGAACAUCUCAUUCCACGGUAUUUUAAAAAUGCUGCUCAGUCUAUGAAAAGUCAGAAGACUAUGAAAGUCAGGAAUGAAACAUAUACAAGAAAUAAGAGAGAGACUUCUGAGGCAGCGAAAAUUUUUCUCAGGACUGAAACAUGCCUAAGUCUUGAAUACGAACUUUAUGAUUUUGUCCGGGAAAGAUUGUAUCAAUUUAAAGAUAUGUUAUUAGACUAAAUUAUGGCAGAUUUUCUAUCUAGUAAAUGCGCUGUUUCGGCUUCAAUAACUUUACCUAUGCAAAGCGUUACAAAAUAAAUUCAAAACUAGAAAAU